Penicillium waksmanii is the source of this 1827-nucleotide messenger RNA. RefSeq names its product FAD binding domain protein. Gene Ontology annotation, molecular function: FMN binding; [methionine synthase] reductase (NADPH) activity; flavin adenine dinucleotide binding. NCBI's taxonomy places the organism in Eukaryota, Fungi, Ascomycota, Eurotiomycetes, Eurotiales, Aspergillaceae. Bases 1 to 1827 code for a protein of 608 amino acids. Gene Ontology annotation, cellular component: cytosol. The record is from RefSeq and is a predicted model, not a curated record. Gene Ontology annotation, biological process: homocysteine metabolic process. The transcript is spliced from 5 exons.
AUGGUCCACGCUCUCGAGCCCGCCAUCGUCAUGCCCUCCUCGACGGUGGCCCGCCCCCGCAAGGGCACUUUUCAGGAAAUCCCCGUCUCCUCCACCUCUCACCCCGAUAAUCCUAUUCCCGAAGAGCCUCGAGGCGUUCGUUCCCUGUCAAUCACCGAUUUCAAUUUCAAUGGCUCGCCUGCUUCCUCCCAAGAGACUGAAUCCAACAGCGACGAUUCCCCUGCCACCCCUAUCACUCCUCCCGACCUGCAGACCCUAUCAAUCUCCGAGGAUAAUGCUGGGAAACCCACCGGUCGCGCUCGUCGUGCCUCGACCAUCCUGAUUUCCCAGAACUCGGAUGACAUGCGUCGGGUGUUGGAGAAUGUUGGCACAGGUGGUACUCAGAAAAUUGAAUCCAUGUGCUGUGGUGGGGGUUGUUGCCGGGGUCGCCCCCUCCAACCUCUGGACGGUCCAAUCUCUGGCUUCAAUUCCAUCACCGCACCAGAUAACGACGCUUUUGAGAGCCUUGGUCUCAAUGUCGAUCUCCUCACCUUGGAUAGCUACCUCUCCAACCUUGCCCCGCUCCCGGAAAAAACCGUCUCCUUCUCCCCCGCCCCCGCCCACGCCGCCGAUAUCCAGUUGGGCCCCGAAGAUCACCCCCCCACGCUUCAGAAGCGCACUUACCACUUCGAUAUCGAUGUCACCGACUACCCCGCCGAGAGCGGCAUGGUUGAUUUCGUCGUAGGUGGUGCUAUCGGCGUUUGCCCGAAGAACAAGGAUGAGGAGGUGGAGGAUAUUCUCAAUCUGCUUGGCGUUCCCAAGUCCAUGCGUGACAAGAAGGUCCUCAUGCGGACCACCAAGGGCCGCUGGCCCACCAUCUGGGGUGACGAUAAACCCCGCGAGCUGAUCACCUCUCGCCGCGAGGUCCUUAGCUGGUGCUCUGAUAUUCAGAGCUACGCCCCGACCAAGGCGCUCUUCCGCACCCUAGCUGAAUACACUUAUGAGGAGAACGAGAGAAAGAUUCUUGAAUACCUCUCCUCGGCCCAAGGUCAAGCUCCCACAUCAGCCUGUCUCAGCUUCUCCACGCCUUCCCCUCCUCUCAACCCCCCUCUCGACCACAUUCUCUCCGUCCUGAACACUUUGAUGCCCCGCUUUUACUCCUUGUCCCAGGAUCCCAUGAUCUCCUGCCAAUUCAAGGGCACCGAAUGCCGCCGUCUCGUGGAAGUAGCAGUCACUGUCGCCGAUUCUGACGACUGGCGUAACGGUACUCGCACCGGCGUUGGAUCUGGAUACCUCGAGAGUCUUGCACGUAAGGCCAUUGCUGCCGAGGCUCGGGGCGAAAAAAUCGAUAUCCACAUCCCCAUGUUCCGCGGCCUCAUGGCCAAUCCGCUUGCCACGCGCUUCGCCUCUGACGGACCCAUGCUCCUCAUCGGCGCUGGUGUCGGCAUUGCGCCCUUCCGCGGUUUCGUUCAGCGACGUCUGCAGUCAGCCAACUGUGCCAACAAAGUUUGGGUUCUCCAGGGUGUCCGUGACUCUCUUCUCGACGAGCUCUACAGUGGUGAAUGGGGUGUGCAUGAGGACAAGGUUCGCACUGUCGUUCAGAGCCGUCGUGGCGAGAGCCGCUACGUUCAGGAGGAAGUUCGUCACCAAGCUGACCUUGUCUGGUACGUCAUCAAUGCGCUUGAUGGCCGUGUCUUUGUUUGCGGUAGCGGCAAGGGUAUGGGUGAAGGCGUCGAGGCUGCUCUCAUCGAAGUUGCCAUGGCUAAGGGCAAUCUCAACUCCGAGGAGGCUACUCUCUUCUGGCAGCGGAAGAAGGAGGCUGGCCAGUACAUUGCUGAAACCUGGUAA